AUGCACCCGCUCCACCGCCGUUGUCACUACUACCACCACUGGCAGCGGCUCAAAGGUCCAGAGUUAACGGUUUUUGAGAGGCUGAAGAUGGAAGCUAUGGGCGCUGAGUAUGCGGUGGCGGAGAGGUUUUUGAGCUCGGCGUUUGAGGCCCUUUUGCUUGAAACCACGACUGCUGUGGCUAAGUCCCUUGUUUGUUUUCUCCUCACGGCACAAUCCUUAUGCAAUACCAAAGUUUUCCCUAGGGACCUGAUAUCUCCAGAGAGGUUUGUGCUAUUUCCCUUUUCCACAACUUCUCCGAAUUUUUCCCUGAUUGUUCGCUGGCAUUGACCGGAAAAAUUCUCUUUUCUGAAGGAUGUCCAUAACUGAAGCCAACAAGGAAAAUAAAUCUUCGGAACCCAAGAACAAAGAUGGCAGUGAAGAUGAAGAUGAAGAUGAGGAUGAAGAGGCUGAAGGGGAGCCAGAUGACGG
Messenger RNA from Striga asiatica, 468 nucleotides. NCBI's taxonomy places the organism in Eukaryota, Viridiplantae, Streptophyta, Magnoliopsida, Lamiales, Orobanchaceae. The record is from the annotation of a GenBank genome assembly.